AUGAGGAGGCAGGAGAACCAGCCACCGAGGCCCACAGCAGGCUGCCUCUCUGUGCCACUCUUCAACCAGAAGAAAAGGAACAGAAUUCCUUUGACAUCGACUCCGUCUGAGAAUGAAUUCUUUUCCCACAGUGAAUACAUGGCGAGCACCAGCUCAGCCACAUCUCAAAGCACACCAGGUACAUAUGGAUGCUACCAGGCCUCGACUCCUGCUGCUCCUCAAAGCCACCCGUGGAACAGACAAGGCAUCCCUCAGUCUACUCCACCCCAGCAGUAUGGCAGCAGCAGACCUGCUCCUAGAGCUGCCCCUCCAACGAGAGCCUACAGACCUGUUCCACAUCCAUACAAACCUGAAAGCAGAAGCUCUGUGGCCGGACCACCCAGCGCCCCGGUCAGACAGCAGUUUUCCGGUUCCAGUGUUAAUUCCACACAGAACAAAUAUCAGACCCCUCGCAGCGGUGAGAGUGCACAAAGCAAGCCGACACCCCAUGCAGGUUUCUCUCAGAUGCAAUCAUCUCAGUAUUCUCAGCAGUCCAGACCUCCUCCUCCUCCUCCUCCUCCUCCUCCUGUCCCGCCACCCAGGAGGCCCCCUGCUCAAGCUGUGCAGCCACAGAGCAACUCCUGGAAAUUUACUAACAGCUUUGAGCCACAGACGUCUUCCUCUGAAGGAAAAAGGAGCUCAAAUCGACCUCAGACUGCUCGACCAACUCAAACUCAGCGGGAAGCUUUUCCAGCGAAGCCAGCCGUUAAGAACUCACUGCGGAUCCUGACAGCAGUUAUUGAUGGCAUGAGACACUGGAGCCAGUUCAAAGACAAAGUGCAUUGCUUAUUUGAGAUAUUUGCUACUUUAGACUCUGCGGUCACAGUGGGUCGCUACGGAGCCAAGAACUUCCUCAUGAGGGAUGGAAAGGAGGUCGUGCAGUGUGUCUUCUAUGAAACUGAGCAGGUGCUGCCCCGUCUCAUCCGCGGUCAGGUCCACCGCUGUGUGGGCAACUACGACCGCAGCAGAGACGUCCUGAUGUGCUUCUCCGUCAGACCCGGCCUGCCCACGGAGCUGAGGAAUGCCCAGGAGGCUGUCAAAGCCUGUGAUGCAGAGAUGAGGGCGCUGGUGAAAUCACUGAGCGAAGUCUAG
Stegastes partitus (bicolor damselfish) is the source of this 1131-nucleotide messenger RNA. It is a transcript of the gene spata22, whose product is annotated as spermatogenesis associated 22. The coding region runs from base 1 to 1131 and encodes 376 amino acids. Lineage: Eukaryota; Metazoa; Chordata; Actinopteri; Pomacentridae. The transcript is spliced from 7 exons. The record is from RefSeq and is a predicted model, not a curated record. Gene Ontology annotation, biological process: homologous chromosome pairing at meiosis; meiotic DNA repair synthesis; regulation of meiotic cell cycle.